UAUCGGUCAUUUUCACGUACAUCGUUGCUUCCCGGGAAAUUUUGUACGAACGUCGGUGAAUUUUGUCAGGUUCGAGGAAAAAUAAAAGUUCACUCAUAUAUCACGUACAUUUUCUCGUGAAAUAUCGGUGAGAGAUAUUAAGUACAUUAGUGAAAAAAAGUCUUGUAUGCAUAACGGAGGGAGCCAUUCUUCGUGAAACGCAAAUUCUAGUCUCCGCGUGUUGAGGGUAAAAGAGAGAAAGAGAGAGAGAUAGAAUAGGAGGAACAGAGCGCGGGACGUUGAUCCAGCCGGCUUUUUUUCGAGUUAAUCGACAGACUAGUCUUCGAAUGUGUUUCUUUUUUCUUUUUUAUAUAUCUUGAAAUAUUAUAGAAAUUAACGCGCUUUCAAAUUUAUCGAUCACUUCUCCGACACGUGAUUUGAAGGUGAUUACGAAUUUUCCAGUAACUCCGAAAGAGGAUAGCUACACGUUGUGGCCGAAAAAGCGUUCGUCUUAACCGAUUUUAUUAAAGAUCUUUUCUUAUAAAUAUAUUGCUUGGAUAUAGCUUAAAAUAUCAUCAAAAUGGCGCAAGAACCAGAUAUGCCCACUUUCAAGUGCGUACUUGUUGGUGAUGGUGGUACUGGAAAGACAACUUUUGUCAAACGCCAUUUGACGGGUGAAUUCGAAAAGAAAUACGUUGCGACAUUAGGAGUAGAAGUACAUCCACUGAUCUUUCACACAAAUAGAGGUCCAAUAAGAUUCAAUGUGUGGGAUACAGCUGGUCAAGAAAAGUUUGGUGGUUUGCGAGAUGGUUAUUAUAUUCAAGGACAAUGUGCUGUAAUCAUGUUUGAUGUUACGUCUAGAGUGACGUAUAAGAAUGUACCUAAUUGGCACAGAGAUUUGGUGCGAGUUUGCGAAAAUAUACCUAUUGUAUUGUGCGGUAAUAAGGUUGAUAUUAAGGAUAGGAAAGUAAAGGCCAAAAGUAUCGUCUUCCAUAGGAAGAAGAAUCUUCAGUACUAUGAUAUUAGUGCAAAAAGCAAUUACAAUUUUGAAAAACCAUUUUUGUGGUUGGCACGCAAAUUGAUCGGAGAUCCAAAUCUUGAAUUUGUUGCUAUGCCUGCAUUACUUCCACCAGAAGUUACAAUGGAUCCACAGUGGCAGCAACAAAUUGAAAAGGAUCUUAAAGAAGCGCAAGAAACGGCAUUGCCGGAAGAUGAUGAAGAUCUUUAGGUUAUUUCACUGUGUGUAUGGUCCUUAUGGAAGAAAGAUUUGCGAGUGUACCUUGGGUACUAUGCAGCUUGGGCGUCUAACAUAUAUGAAGAUAAAAAAAAGAAAAAAAAAAAGAAAAAAAAAAAAUAUUUGCAUGCAGAGCUUAAUUUGAUACUUAAUGCAAAUCACCAGAAAUACUUCUGUGACUUCAUAUACCAGGAAUAUUGCCUUAAAGAGGGAGAUUCUAACAAAUUGUUAUAAUUUGUUAUGCAUCCAUGCACAUCUACAUAUGUGUAUAUAAAAUAUCAAAGAACGUGAUUUUACAUAAUAUAACAUUAGUUACAAAUUUCUACAGGUGUAUCUUCUCAUUCCCUUAUAACUUCCAUUAUAAAAAACUGUUGUAAACCUUGUAAUGAAAACAAAAUUUCAAAUUGUGAGAAAUGUUUUAAAAAGAUAUAGUAAAACACGCAUAAAUGAAAGACACAUAAAUGUUUAAACAUUAGACGUUGAAUGAUAAACAUUAAUUUUAUACAUUAUCCUAAUAAUUAUCAUCAUCCAAUAGAUAUAAAUAUAAUCUGAAAACGUGAAAUCGGAGUUUCAAAUUUGAACCCACUUUAAGGCAUACUUAAGACAUUAAUUCAAUCUGCUAUUUAUAUUGUUGCAACAUCCUUGUUAUGAAAUAUGAAAGAUGAACUGCCAGUUUUCUUAACGAAUGUAUGUUGUAGCGAAUGCUCGGCUGCAAAGAUGUGUAUUUGUAAUUUUUCUGAAGUGUGCAAACUUCUUACGUGAGAUGUUCAAAUGCUCGAGAGAGAUCGCAGGUAAAAGAAUGGAAGUAGAACAAUUUUUGAUCAAUGUAGCGAAUCUAACUCUUCAAUAUUUUUCUUUUUUGUAAAAUGUUGGAUAAUAUCAAGCAAAAAAUAAAAGAAAAAGUUUUAGUCAUUUUUGUUAAUAAUUUGUAAUUAUGUUACUGAUAGUCUGCUUUAUCUUAUUAAAAUGAAAAUGAUAUUUGAUAUCAUUUCUUGCAAUGAUCCGAGAUUAAACUAAAACUAAUUUAUAAUUACAAAAAUAAUUUUUCUAAUAUAUCUUACUUGUUUAUUUAGAAGUGUUUGAUAUUGUCAAGCAUUUUAAGAAAUGAUAUUUGAAGACUGUUUCAAGUAUGAAGUCCAUCACAAUAGAAAAAAUACUUUAACAGGAAUGAAACAGUUUGUGUCUGCUCGCGUUAACGAGGAUCGUUUACUAUUUUUGUAAGAGAAGGUGAAUGUAUGAUUUGUUCAACUUAAAUUAUAUAAACAGUGUUUUCCUUUUCUACGUA
Vespula pensylvanica (western yellowjacket) is the source of this 2498-nucleotide messenger RNA. RefSeq names its product GTP-binding nuclear protein Ran (gene Ran). Bases 560 to 1207 code for a protein of 215 amino acids. Gene Ontology annotation, cellular component: nucleus; cytoplasm. The transcript is spliced from 3 exons. Gene Ontology annotation, biological process: ribosomal subunit export from nucleus; protein import into nucleus. The record is from RefSeq and is a predicted model, not a curated record. Lineage: Eukaryota; Metazoa; Arthropoda; Insecta; Hymenoptera; Vespidae. Gene Ontology annotation, molecular function: GTP binding; GTPase activity.